This is a messenger RNA of Salvelinus fontinalis (brook trout), 8409 nucleotides long. Its product is annotated as BCL-6 corepressor-like. Gene Ontology annotation, molecular function: protein binding; transcription corepressor activity. Gene Ontology annotation, biological process: negative regulation of transcription by RNA polymerase II. Gene Ontology annotation, cellular component: nucleus. The coding region runs from base 836 to 7408 and encodes 2190 amino acids. The record is from RefSeq and is a predicted model, not a curated record. The transcript is spliced from 14 exons. Lineage: Eukaryota; Metazoa; Chordata; Actinopteri; Salmoniformes; Salmonidae.
GCCUUCUGGGUAGAGUCUGCGACUGGAACCAAGGCGCAGGCACUCAUUCUCCGCUGUACGUCUGGAGGCGGUAGUUGUGAGUGCUCUGAAUAGUGCCGUACGGAAGAAAACGGAACAGUAUAACUAGGACGAAAUAAAAACUAAUGGGAACAUUGACAGAAACACCCUAGCCUCUCACUGAAAAUAAUGGGCACUGUUAGCAUUCUUUAUUUGUUGAAAACGGAAAUUCUCGCCAUAUUUUUGAGGUGGCGUGUGUGCUGUAUGGCGAGCUCAACAUGGCGCUGCAAUGCAUAACCAGACUGAAUUAGUUUAUUGUUUAUUGAGACCUACGACGGUUGUUGUCACCUGUGCUCCUUGAAACAUUCACGACAACGAUUCACUUGGUGUCUUUUUACUAAUGGAUAUAUUUACUGGGGGCAGAAACGUAGCCUAUCACUGCGACUCCGUGGAUGUGGUCGUUCAUUGUCGCCUACUCGUCUUUCCCGGAUUUUUACCAACUGGAAAUGUAUAAAGACUAAGGAUGUUUUCGUAGUCUAAACUUACCUACAUGUCAUUUAACAAGCACAACAUUGUCACCCCUAUUUGCUGUAAAGGUAAAUUACAAAAGUAAUAUUAACCCCCGACGCACGAACUCUCGUUGGGUCGUUUUGACUGACUCGGGGAGCCUAGAGAACACGGCCAAAAAGUUCCAACUGGACAUCUUGUGUUUUGGCCAAGGACAAUCGAAUUUAGAGAAAUUAUUCUGGAAUUUCUAUCAGGAUUGUACCAGUGAGGGAUGGUGGGAGGCAGACUACCCAUGUGGUACUAACCAUCCAGGAACCACAUCACACAAAGCAUGGUGGAUGCGAGUGCUGCUUGCAGAAUGAACCCGCUAGCUGCCCUGGGCAUGGACCGUAGCAGCCUGAUGAGGGAGAGCCUCCGCGUCCACGGAGGGAUGGUCUACCCGGGCAUCCGCACCCUGUCCGCCUCCCAAAAAGCCAGAGAGGGGGUCUCCUCCUUGCCCCUGGGCUACGACCUUGUCUACAAACCCGAAGGGUUAACCUUGGAAGGCAGGAAGCCUGGUAACGGUUACGUGGGUCUGUAUAAGAGCUCUCCCCCCGGGUUGCAGAGGCCUGGUGGAGGAGGGGAGGGCCUGGGGAUGGAGCGGCGUGUGGGGCCUGGAGAUAAGCCCUCUGAGCUGGGCCUCAGCGGCAGCAACGGCUUCCUGCGACUGCCCUGGGCAGUAAACCCGUACGCUGACCCCGGACUGUACCCCUUCCUGGACUCCUCCAAAUACGCAGCCCUCAACAUGUACAAGGCCUCGUUCCUGUCCCAGCCCUCACCCUACCUGCCCCAGCACCUGGCCUACCAGUCCCUGUGUGGAGGGGCGGGGGGUAGCGCUGCUGGGGCAGAGCGCCUCUUCUACAUGCCCACGUACCCCCCGGCCCCCAUCUCCUCCCCCCUGGCCCCUCCUAUGAGGAUCCCCAUGGCCACGGUGGUCCCCAACACCCUCUCCCCGAUCCAGGGCCUGGGGCCCCGGAUCCACCACGAGGCCUCCACCUACGGGUCCCAGCUUCACCAGCAGCACCAGGCCCACCAGCAGUCCCAACCCCAUCACCAGUCACAUAGUGACAGGCAGCCCCAGUCCCAACCCCAUCACCAGUCACAUAGUGACAGGCAGCCCCAGUCCCAACCCCAUCACCAGUCACAUAGUGACAGGCAGCCCCAGUCCCAACCCCAUCACCAGUCACAUAGUGACAGGCAGCCCCAGUCCCAACCCCAUCACCAAUCACAUAGUGACAGGCAGCCCCAGUCCCAACCCCAUCACCAGUCACAUAGUGACAGGCAGCCCCAGUCCCAACCCCAUCACCAGUCACAUAGUGACAGGCAGCCCCAGUCCCAACCCCAUCACCAAUCACACAGUAGAGACAGGCAGCCCCAGUCCCAACCCCAUCACCAAUCACACAGUAGAGACAGGCAGCCCCAGUCCCAACCCCAUCACCAGUCCCAUAGUGACAGGCAGCCCCAGUCCCAACCCCAGUCCCAUAGUGACAGGCAGCCCCAGUCCCAACCCCAGUCCCAUAGUGACAGGCAGCCCCAGUCCCAACCCCAGUCCCAUAGUGACAGGCAGCCCCAGUCCCAACCCCAGUCCCAUAGUGACAGGCAGCCCCAGUCCCAACCCCAGUCCCAUAGUGACAGGCAGCACAACAACAGCAGCAGUAGUAAGUCCAGUCGGACUUCCUCUAGUAAGAGCUCUGGCAGCACCAUCAUUCACAACAGUAGCAGUAUUACCAGUAGUAGCAGUGCUGGAACUGGCAUUAGCAGCAGCCUACCAGUGGACUCCACCCAAGCACUUAUAAUGCAGUCCCCCCGCACAGCCACCCACCCCGCCCAGACCUCAGUCUCUCCCCCCGCUCCUCUCAUAGACAACAGCACUUUGGACAUCCAGAAGUCACUGUUCAGAAGCCCCCCCUGCUCCACCACCACCACCACCUCUUCCUCCCCGUCGGUGUCCCAUCCUUUCUACAUGAGCAGCAUAGCCUCUGAGCACCGCUCCCCGGUGCGAUCCGGCAGCAACACCCACAAAGCCAAACCCAAAGAGCUGGGCAGCAGCUCAGAGCACAGGAAUGUGGAGAGGAAUGGGGAAAGGAAGCGGAGCCAGUCCCCUUUAAAGACUUUGUCCUCUGAUAGACCAGCAGUACUACAGGCUCCUGCCAAAGACCCUGCGGACAAGCCUCUGGAUCUGUCAGCCAGAAUCCUGGAGUUGGAAGGCUCCCCCAACGGAUUCCCCCCAAAACUAGAGGCCUUGGCUAAGCUGGGCUACUCGCCCGCGGCUCGAUACGGCUUACCCCCCAGCCGGGAGCUCCUCAAAGAGACUCUCUCCCCGUCAGGGAUUUCCUCCAAAACCCCCGAGAGGCCUGAGAUCAUUAGCACUUUACGCUCCUCCUGGGUGGUGCCCAGCCCGACCCCGGUUCACGACAGCUCCAGCUCAGACGCCAACCACAACAAAGACCCCUCCGUCAUCAAACAUAAAAACCUGGAGAACUUGUCUUCGCCGCAGCAGCGAAGCUCUUCCUGUCCCAGGAUAGGUGAGGUCGAUGGGGCUGUCGUCCCCAGCCAUGCCCCAGCUGUUGUAGCCCCUUCUGGGAGCCGACCGUCCUCUGCCUCCCCGUCUCCCAAGGUCAACGGUGAUUGGCCAAGAUCCUCCCCCAACUACUCUGAGACAGCCCCUUCUUCCAACAGAGUGGGCAGCCAUCCCUCUUCUGGGAAGCCAUUGAAACCCCUCAAGAAACCAGAGGCUCAGGAGAUGCCCUUCAAACCCCAGCAGCCGCCCCACUUAGACAACGGCCAUCCGUCCGGCCACCCCCCCAGCCACCUCUACCUCCCCCAGAGUGACGGCUAUCUGCCCCCUAGCCUAGCCUACGCUAACAGAUACCUGCCCUACUCGGUCCAGGAGAGCAUGUCCCUGCCCCACAUGCCCAUGCCAGGCAAAGGCCCAGUGUACCCCCACCCUGUUCUGCUGGGCAGCAGCAGCUUGUACCCACCCCGCCUGCCCCCCAAGCACGGCCUCCCGUACGGCAUCCCCCCCAGCCACGGGGACUACCUGACCUUCCAUGACUCCCAGGAGAUGGUCCACCCCCUCAUGUCCUCCCCCCACACAGGCCUGGACCUCAAGACCAGCGAGCGGCUGCAGGAGCUCAGGUCCAGGCCCAAGGAGAAGAUUUGGCAGCACCACGAGGACUCUGCCCCGGCCUACAAGAGCCAGACCCAGGCCCCAGACACUAAACACACCCGCAGGGUGGACAGAGAGACCGACAGGUCCACAGGCCUGGGCUCAAAGAGCCUCAACCACAAUCCCCUGACGGGACCUAGAGAGGAGAUAGUCUGUAUCGACUUAAUCCAAUACGAUGGGGACAGCGACUCUCCCCUGACCAAAGCUGUCUCUCCAUGCGCUAAGAGAGGAGACCCUUCCAAACCAGUGGGUAGUGGGAGUAUCGGGAGAAAUGAGGGGAGAGAAGCAGAGCUUCAGCACAUGCUCCGUACCGGCCAGGCUGUUGAACUCAGGCCAGGCCAGGCCCACAGGCAGGCAGAACAGCAGCAACGCAGCCAGCUGUGGCUGGGCUUCCACCCUUCCUCCCUCCGUCCUGAGCCCCCAGCCCUCUCCCCCUGCCCCUUUCCCAGACAUGGGGAGGACAGCCCCAGCCCUGCAGAGAGCAGCCCCAUCUCUGACCUGCCAGAAGAGCAGACCCUUCGCUGCGCAAGGACUUCUGGAGACCGCACCUCUUGGGACCGUAGAGACCAAUCUUUAGAGGGCCUUAAGAGCAGGGACUGUACCUUUGAGGAUCCCACCUCUGUGGACCGUAGUUCUGGGGACCACAGUUUCUGGGACCAUACGCAUGAGGACUGUACUUUUAAGGACCGCAGCUCUUGGGACCGUACACGUGUGGAUCGUACAUGUAGGGUCCGCUCUUGCGAGGACCGCACCUCCGCAGACCACUCUCCUAGGGAACGCACCUUGAACGAAUCUGGGUUUAGGAAUGAAAGGACCAUGGACCACUACUCGGACCUGGACAAGGACAUGCACACGGACACAGAGUCCCACGAGGGUGAGGAGUACGACGACCAAGGCUGCCCCAGGGCCAGGAGGUCCAGCCUGGCCAAGCGCAUCGCAAACUCCUCUGGCUACGUUGGUGACCGCAUCAAGUGUGUCACCACCGAGCUGUACGCCGAUUCCAGCAAGCUGAGCAGAGAGCAGCGGGCACUGCAGAUGGAAGGCUUAACACAAGAGGACAGUAAAUUAAGUCAACCUGCUGCUUACUGUGAGCGUGCUAUGCUGCGCUUCUCUGAGCUGGAACUGAAGGAGAAGGAGGGAGGAGGAGGGGCGGCGGUGGACUUGGCAGACAGCCAGCGCGAGCGGAGAGAGGGGGAUGGAGAUGGAGGAGAGGACAGGGCGCGCUGCCAAGGCCCAGCCAGAACAGGGCCAGGGGCCUCAGCCCUCACAGACGAGGCUGAGAAGGACGGUGUGCAGCUGACGUGCCCCAACAACAGAGUGCCUGUUCUCCAGCGAUGCCCACACACCGAGGGCCUCCCACCCAGAGAGAGGGAGCAGGCUGGCCCCGACCUGGAGGAGAGGAAGAGGGGGAUGAUGAUGGAGAAAGAGGAGAGGGUGUGUGUGCUCCCACGGGAGUGGUCUGCCAGCCUGCCCACGGCCCCAGUGGAAAGGCUGGCCCAGAAGGAUGCCAACCCUGGCAUCAUGCCCACCAUGCCCACCGCGGUGCCUGGCAGGAAACACGCAUAUGCCCUGGAACCGUGCCAGCCACUCCAGGCCGACAGCCAGGGGAAAGAGCGGGAGGAAAAUGAGAGAGAAGAGGAGACGAUGGAUGUUCCAGCCAAAAGAGCCAGGCUAACAAACGGCCCCACUGAGCCCGUCCCAGAGGAACUAAAGAACCUCAAGGUGUGUAUCGAGCUGACCGGCCUCCGACUCAGCAAGCCCCGCCUCGCCCAGGAGCUCAGCCAAUGGCAGGCCGCCACCCAGAGGUCGACAGAGGUCAACGGAAGCAUGGCCAUGACGACGGCCCUGCCCGACGGGUGCCCCGAGGUUGGCGUCACAGACAGGAAGGUUGCCUCACAGGAAGACCGGAGCCUGAAACGCAGGUCAGAGGUCAACGGCCACGCCUGGUGCCAUGAAGCGUUUGGUCACGGCGACAUCGAGCGAGUGGUGCUGCCGUCUGUUCCUCUGACCCCAGCGCAUCGGGACCGCCUCUCCCGGACCCCGUCCAACAACCCUGUCAGAAAACCACCCCUGCAGACCACCACCCCUGCCCUCACCCCCUUUCACUCCCUGGCCCCUGCACACCCCCACAUCACCCUCACCCCCAGCCCUCCACGGCUGUCAGACAAGAGACAGAGGCUAAAAGAACACCGCAGGACCAGCGCUUUGGGACUGGGACCCCCCCACACCGGCCCUCACCCCGACCAUGACCCCAACCCAACGGGGGACCUGGUGGCCCCCAGACUCCGUCGGCACGGCGACCAGGACAAGCCCAAGGGCAAGCGGCAGUGCAAGACUAAACACACCAGCCAGAGGGAGAGGGAGAGAGAGGGGCUGGGGCCGGGGAAUGAAGAACUGAGGGAUGAGAGGGAGAGAGAGAGGCCGGGGCCGGGGAAUGAAGAACUGAGGGAAGAGAGGGAGAGAGAGAGGCUGGGGCCGGGGAAUGAAGAACUGAGGGAAGAGAGGGAGAGAGAGAGGCCGGGGCCGGGGAAUGAAGAACUGAGGGAUGAGAGGGAGAAUAAGCAGGUCAAGGAAAAGCGAUGCAGCGAGAAGCGGAGGAGGUCUUCAUCCCUGUCGGAUUACUCCCACUCCUCCCCUGCCCCCCCUCUCACACCGCCCCCCCAGCUCAGCCCUCUGCCCAGCCCUACAGAGACCCAGGACCGCACGCCAACCCCCUCCAACCCCCCGCUGCCCACCUCUACCCCUACCAGCCGACCCAUGCCUCCCGAGGCCCGCAGGCUCAUCGUCAACAAGAACGCAGGAGAGACCCUGCUCCAGAGGGCUUCCCGCCUAGGAUACGAGGAUGUAGUGCUGUACUGCCUGGAGAACAGGGUGUGUGACGUCAAUCACCGUGACAACGCAGGCUACUGUGCGCUGCACGAGGCAUGUGCACGUGGCUGGCUUGCUAUCACUCAGCACCUGCUGGAGCACGGUGCCGACGUCAACUGUAGCGCCCAGGAAGGCACCAGGCCCCUCCAUGACGCGGUGGAGAAUGACCAUCUGGAAGUGGUCCGUCUGCUACUGUCCUACGGAGCUGACCCAACCCUGGCUACAUACUCUGGCCGCAGCCUCCUCCGCAUGACGCACUCCCACGGCAUGGAGGGAUUCCUCUCUGAGUAUUUUUCCGACCUGAAGGGGCGUGAAGACACUGACGAAGGCAUCUACUGGGAGUUUUACGGCAGCGCCGUGUGUGAGUCAGGUGAGGACCCAGCAGCCUAUGACAUCCUGGCCAACCCUCCAGGCCCAGGAGAGGAGGAGGAGGAGGACACGAGGCAGGGCUUUGAGUUUGAGUUCUCUGACCGACCCCUCCUGCCCUGCUACAACAUUCAACUCUCCCUCUCACAGGGUCCCAGAAACUGGCUGCUCCUAUCAGACGUCCUGAAGAGACUCAGAAUGUCCUCCAGGGCGUUCAGGGCAGCUUUCGCCCAUCUGGAGGUAGCAACCAUCGCCGAGGCAGAGUUCUACAAGCAGGCGUCACUGUCGCAGCUCUUCUCGUGCCCCGACGAGCUCGCCACCUUCCUCCCCGACAGCAAGGAGCUGCUGGACCUGGUUGAGACCAGCUCGGAGCUGGCUGCGCUGCUCGGCUCCUCGCUAGAGUGUUUGGACAGCCGAUGGGAGCCCAAAGGGGCCCGGGUCAAAGCUAAAGCCCGCUCGUGACCCUGAGAUACACACACAGAGGGUGACUCAAUAAGAUCUACUUUCUCCUGAAGUGGACACUCCUUCACUAGUUCCCACAAAUCUGGUGCAGUUAUUUGGCUAGUGGUAGUUUUCCACCAUAUUUCUUAUACCAGUCCUUUCCUUUCAAAUCGGUGAAGGGAAGUGAACACUUUGGGAGGAAGGAGAGAGUAUUGGGACGUAGCCAACACACACACAUGCUCCAUGUGUAUCUAGUGUACCGUUCCCAUGCCCUGUGAGGACUGGACGUUGAAUACUGGACAAUAUCCCUUCAAAGAGGAAACAGACCCCAGCGCCACACAAACUGCAUUUUUUCAAUAAAUAUAUUAUAUAUGUAUACAUUAACAGCCAAUUUUAUUUGUUCUAUAUAUAUAUAUAUAUAUAUAUGUAUAUCCAUACUGUAUAUCUGCUGCUUUGGUUGUCAUGUUGUGGUCAGGUUGUCGGUUUUGACACUGUUUGGGUUGACUAGGCUAGUGAACAGGUCAGGAGCAAUGUGAGUCGAAUGUGGACCUCUGAGGUAAAGGUUAUUGUUUGACUUUGGAUCAUGGCAGUGCACUUGAUUUAAGCUUUACCGACCCAUCGGACUUUGUCAGGUGCUUGAUAGAUAUAUAUAGAGGUGAACUGUGACAAACAUUUUAGCACUCAUGGCUCAUCCCAAAGAUUUGGGGAUUUUUAUUUUCGACAUUGUGUCUAAAAACCUAGCUUUAUUUGUCUCUUAUUUAUGAUAAUGAGGAAUGAAGAUAUUUGAUGUGGGUUUUAUGUAAAAUAUAAAUGUAAGAUACAACAUGUUAAUUGGAGAGUGAGAUUCAUGCUUGAACUUGUAAAUAAGAUGACCAUUUCACUAACUGUUUUUCUGACUGGGGUGUUUGAUUGAUUUGUUUGUUUUGGCAAUGUAAGUGUUUAAACUUUUUAAUUAAAUACACUAUUAUUUGUAUUUAUAUUUUACAAAAAAGUUCAUUUAAAUAAAUCGCAAUAAAAGUGAA